ACAUGGUAGGCCGUCUCCAUGGUAACCUGUUCACGCGCGCUGCACCCCGUGAUUUCCCUCCGUUCAGUCUGUGCUCGCGCUCCGUUCUCCCGGUAACAUGGCGGAUCCUCGUAUCAGGCAGAUCAAAAUCAAGACCGGAGUGGUUAAACGAUUGACAAAAGAAAAAGCUAUGUAUGAAAAAGAAGCUAUACAACAAGAAGAGAAAGUUGAAAAAAUGAAAAGCGAGGGAGGAGAUGAAUAUGUAAUUAGGAAACAGAUUGAAGUGCUGCAGGAAUCGCGUAUGAUGAUCCCAGACUGCCAGCGUAGAUUAGAGGCAGCUCACACAGAUCUCGUGCAGCUCUUGGAUAAUGAAAAAGACUUGGAAGAGACUGAAGAAUUUAAAGAUGCACGCUCAGUGUUGGAGUUAGUGAAGUUAGAAGCAUGAGCACAGUUGAAAUUCUUUUUUUUUUUUUUUUUUAUUUAAUAACCAUUGACACCAUUCCACUAACCUUACUGAAAAUUGAAAGACACAUCCAAACAAAUCCUCGAAGGUUAAACUUGCAGAGUUAUGUUUAAAGCAAACAUUUGUGCCGUUUUUCAUUUAGAAAAUAAAGUUAUGUUAUGAAAUGCA
Molecule: messenger RNA, 610 nt
Organism: Pelobates fuscus (common spadefoot toad)
Lineage: Eukaryota; Metazoa; Chordata; Amphibia; Anura; Pelobatidae
Gene: TBCA
Product: tubulin folding cofactor A
Exons: 4
Coding region: 98-424 (108 amino acids)
Biological process (GO): post-chaperonin tubulin folding pathway; tubulin complex assembly
Cellular component (GO): microtubule cytoskeleton; cytosol
Molecular function (GO): beta-tubulin binding
Source: RefSeq, a predicted model, not a curated record